AUGGGAAGCACGGCUCCACCAUCGACAUUGAGGAUCGCCGCUGCGCAAUAUGAACCUGAAUGGCUGGACUUGCAAGCCUCGGUCAAGAAGACAUGUUCCAUCAUCACCGAAGCAGCAAAGAAAGGUGUAAAAGUUCUAGCAUUCUCCGAGGCCUUUAUCCCCGGGUACCCAGCAUGGAUUUGGCACCGCCCCGUCGACCCUGUCUUGUCGACCAAGUACAUCCAAAACUCCUUGACCGUGGAUUCGGAGGAAAUGCGCACGAUUCAAGACUGUGCGGCGAAGAAUGGCGUCGUCGUGGUUCUGGGAUUUUCCGAGAACGACGAUAAUUCUGUCUACGUUGCCCAGGCCAUCAUUGACACCGAUGGCAAGCUGCUCAUCAAGAGGCGAAAACUCAAGCCAACACACAUGGAGAGGACGAUCUUUGGUGACGCGUCGGGAAAUAGUUUGAUCAAUGUGGCUUCGACGCGCGUGGGAAAGCGAGUGGGAUCGCUGGCGUGUUGGGAGCAUUGCCAGCCGUUGUUGAAGUAUCAUACGGCAACUCAGAGGGAGGAUAUUCACGGCGCCGGGUGGCCGCCGUUGGCUCCUCAUACUGGACCUGAGCUUUGGUCCAUGUCGAUGGAAGGAUGUCUGAAUCUGUCCCGAACAUAUGCAAUCGAGACCCAGACUUUCGUUCUUCAUGCAACCACCGUCAUUGGACAUAAAGGGAUUGAAGCGAUGGGAACAGGCCAGGCAACGCUCAUGAACACGCCGGGUGGAGGUUACUCGGCUGUCAUUGGACCCGAUGGUCGGAUGCUCUCCGAACCCCUGGAUCCGAAGUCCGAAGGGCUGGUCGUUGCGGACGUUGAUACUAGCAUGGCUCUCAUGGCCCGCAGUUUCUUGGAUAUUUGCGGUCAUUAUAGCAGGCCGGAUUUAUUGUGGUUGGGUUGUGAUACGAGGGAACGAAAGCAUAAGGUCGACACGCCAGGUGCCUCGACGAUGGAGGAGAAGGUGGCCGAGGAAUGA
Molecule: messenger RNA, 1002 nt
Organism: Rhinocladiella mackenziei CBS 650.93
Lineage: Eukaryota; Fungi; Ascomycota; Eurotiomycetes; Chaetothyriales; Herpotrichiellaceae
Exons: 3
Coding region: 1-1002 (333 amino acids)
Molecular function (GO): catalytic activity
Source: RefSeq, a predicted model, not a curated record